Messenger RNA from Aspergillus caelatus, 1023 nucleotides. RefSeq names its product aromatic alcohol reductase. The record is from RefSeq and is a predicted model, not a curated record. Lineage: Eukaryota; Fungi; Ascomycota; Eurotiomycetes; Eurotiales; Aspergillaceae. Gene Ontology annotation, molecular function: oxidoreductase activity. Bases 1 to 1023 code for a protein of 340 amino acids. The transcript has 2 exons.
AUGGCCAUCAAUUACGCCAAGAAUCAAGGCGCACAUUUCCGGAAUGAGAUCCGGCGCGUCGCCGUCAUCGGUGCUGGAGGCACCGUCGGCAAGCCCAUCGCCCAAGAGCUCCUCAAAACAGGCAAACACAAUGUAACCGCGCUGACUCGUGCCGGGAGCCAAAGUACCUUACCCGAGGGCAUCCGGACCGUGCCAGUUGACUACGACGAUGAGGCAAGCCUAUCGAGUGCCCUUGAGGGCCAGGAUGCCCUGAUAAUCACAUUACCCGUGACCGCAGCACCGGACACACAAUCCAAGCUUAUACAAGCCGCCGCUAAGGCCGGGGUUAAAUACGUGAUGCCGAAUGUCUGGGGUUGCGACAUCAUGAAUGACGGCCUAGUGAAUAGCGGACUAGGCUGGGAGAGGCUCCGUAGAGCUUUCGACGAAAUCGAGAAGACAGGUGUUUCGUCGUGGGUGUCCCUGAUUUGUGGGUUCUGGUAUGAGCAUAGUGUGAGCCUUGGGCCGCCUACUUUCGGGUUCAGUUUCGCGGAGAAGAAGAUGGUAUUGUUCGAUGAAGGGGAGACUAAGAUUAAUGUUAGUACUCCUACGCAGUGUGGGAGGGCUGUUGCGAGGUUGUUGAGUUUGAAGGUGUUUCCGGAGAAUGAAAACGAUCAGAGUGUGACACUGAGUCGUUGGUUGAAUAAACCCGUGUAUAUCUCCAGCUUUCGCAUCACCCAGAAAGAGAUGUUUGAGAGUUGGAAGCGGGUCACCGGAGAGAAAGAUGACAAUUGGACGGUUGCGUAUGAGUCCAGUCGUGAGAGAUAUGAAAAGGGACUCGAGCGGAUGAAGAAUGGAGAACACGGUGGUUUUCUUCAAGCAAUGUACUCGCGUGUCUUGUUUCCAAAUGGAGAUGGGGACUAUGAGAGCAAGCAUGCUUUGGCUAAUGAGCCGCUUGGUCUUCCCCGGGAGGACCUUGACGAGCACACCAGGAAUACGAAGGCUAUGGUUGAUCGGGGGUAUGAUUAUAUGACGAAGCGUGACUGA